Messenger RNA from Corylus avellana, 943 nucleotides. The record is from RefSeq and is a predicted model, not a curated record. NCBI's taxonomy places the organism in Eukaryota, Viridiplantae, Streptophyta, Magnoliopsida, Fagales, Betulaceae.
CCAGCAGCUUCCAUCUCCUUCUGAGUAGAGUGUUCAAACUUCAAACUGUUCUGCGAGGCUCACGCUCUCCACGCUCCGCUCCGCUCCAAAAAAGAAAAGAAAUAAAUAAAUUAGGUAAAUAAUUUCUAUCUACGUUUCUUCGUCCUGAUCCUGCCACCCAAGAAAAGGGCAAAAAUAAACUCACACAGAGUGAGAGUGUGUAGUGAAAAAAAGCCCUGAAAAUCGGGGCAUGGCGUCUUCGAAGGUAGUAACAACGAAUCCUGAUCCGCCACGGCAGUCAUCCAUUUGUUCUCUCUCUAGCAUCCUCGCCGAUCUCCAGCAGCCACAGCAAAUAAGCCCGUCACCAUCCAAGACCCUCGUCGCCUCACUUAGCAUGGACGACCUCUUGAAGAACCUCUACUCCUCAGACCAGGCUCAAAACCAGCUCUCACUCCCGGAGCAACAUUUCGCCGACGGCUCGUCGUCGAUCUCGCAGGCGAAGGAGCUAGGCGAGAAGACGGUGGACGAGGUCUGGAAGGAGAUCGUGGCCGGGUCGGAGAUUCAGAGGGAAGGCGGGGGUGAGCUGGAGGAGAUGACUCUGGAGGACUUCCUGACCAAGGCUGGAGCGGUGAGGGAGGAGGAUGUCAGAGGCGGAGGGGUGCUUGCCGUGGCGGCGGGGCCAGGGGACUACGCCGUGGAGCCCUCGGGGGAGGUGGGGUUCGAAGGGAGAGUGGGGGCUGCACGAGGGAGGGGAAAGAGAAGGGCCGUAGAGGAGGCGGUGGUGGACAAGGCCACGCAGCAGAGGCAGAGACGGAUGAUCAAGAACCGAGAGUCUGCCGCCAGGUCCAGGGAACGCAAGCAGGCUUACACAGUUGAGCUAGAAUCUCUGGUGACCCAGCUUGAGGAGGAGAAUGCACGGCUGUUAAGGGAAGAGGCUGACCAGAACAAGGAGAGAUUGAAGCAG